AUGGCUAGGGAUAGGUUUGCAUCUAACACGUGUGAGAAUUUGAAAUUAAAACUUAUCGGCAAAAGAGAGUCUGAUGGAAGAACUUACAAUUUGCCAACAACAUCAGAAGUAGCUGCACUUAUCGUAGGAGAUAUUGAUAGUGCCGAAGAAGGGUGGAAAGCUACAGCAAAUUUCGAACUUCAUCCUUCUUACCUCGCUAUGCAAUAUCCACUAUUAUUUCCAUACGGAGAAGAUGGAUUUAGAACAUAUUUAUGCAUAGAGAUAAGACUCAAUCAGACGGUUCAACAGGAAAGAGGUUUAAACUCAAAGCGUGAGUUUUUUGCAUACAGAAUACAAGACCGAGCUCUGGAGGCGGCAAUAAUACUAUUAUCUCGGAGGUUGUUACAACAAUUCUCAGUAGAUGCUUACACAAUGAUUGAAGCUGAAAGGUUGUCUUUUCUUAGACACAACCAACAGAGCUUGAGAGCCGCGAAUGUCAAGAAUUUAAGAGGUGCUGUCGAAAGAGGUGAAACAGAGGGAUCUUCAACUGGAAGUCGUAUAGUAUUACCAGCUUCCUUCAGAGGAGGACAUAGUUAUAUGAGAGAAAACUAUCAAGAUGCGAUGGCUAUUUGUAGAUGGUAUGGUUAUCCAGAUUUAUUCAUAACAUUUACGUUGGUUUAUACAGUUCAAUUCCAAAAGCGUGAUUUGCCGCACGCUCAUAUUUUGUUGUUCAUGCAUCAAGGAGACAAAUACCCUGUUGCUUCAGAUAUUGAUAAGAUUAUUUGUGCUGAGUUGCCCGAUAAAUGUGAAGAUCCAGAACUAUAUCAAGCAGUAAGCGAGUACAUGAUGCACGGUCCAUGUGGGUCAGCAAAUACAAAUGCUCCGUGUAUGAUUGACAAGCAAUGCAGUAAGCAUUUUCCCAAGAGGUUCAAUGAUGCAACUAGGGUAGAUGAUGAAGGAUAUCCAGUAUACAGACGAAGAGAUAAUGGAUCUAUAGUUGAGAAGAGUGGGGUUCACCUUGAUAAUCGGUAUGUUGUUCCGUAUAAUGCUAAAUUGCUUCGUAAAUAUCAAGGACACAUAAACGCACAGAGAGAGUGGACACCAAGAGCUAAAGGUUUCACAAUAAGACGAAUCUACCAUGUCUCACCAGGAUCUGGAGAGAAGUUCUAUCUUAGAACUUUAUUGAAUUGUGUAAAAGGCGCGACAUGCUACGAAGACAUUAGAACGGCUGAUGGUUUAGUGUAUCCUACAUUCAAGGAAGCUUGCUACGCAAGGGGUUUACUUGAUGAUGACAAGGAAUAUGUCGAUGCAAUAACAGAAGCAAGUUUUAGACAAUCAGGGUAUUAUCUAAGACAUUUGUUCUCUAUGUUACUAUUAUCUGGUAGCAUGUCGAAGCCGGAGGAAGUUUGGCAUAAGACAUGGCAGUUAUUAUCUGAUGACAUACUUUACAAGCAAUAUUGUCUUCAAAAAAAUAAAGGUAAAUAA
Beta vulgaris subsp. vulgaris (sugar beet) is the source of this 1464-nucleotide messenger RNA. RefSeq lists its product as uncharacterized. Lineage: Eukaryota; Viridiplantae; Streptophyta; Magnoliopsida; Caryophyllales; Amaranthaceae. The transcript is spliced from 3 exons. The record is from RefSeq and is a predicted model, not a curated record. The coding region runs from base 1 to 1464 and encodes 487 amino acids.